UUGCCCAGUUCCCCAGUUCUGGCAGAUUCUGGAAACUGUACAUUGAAGCAGAGAUUAAAGCAAAAAAUUAUGACAAAGUGGAAAAGUUAUUUCAGCGCUGCCUUAUGAAGGUUUUACACAUUGAUUUAUGGAAAUGUUACCUUUCCUAUGUACGAGAAACCAAGGGGAAGCUACCUAGUUACAAAGAAAAAAUGGCUCAGGCAUAUGAUUUUGCUCUGGAUAAGAUUGGCAUGGAAAUCAUGUCAUACCAGAUCUGGGUGGAUUACAUCAAUUUUUUGAAAGGCGUAGAAGCAGUAGGAUCCUAUGCAGAGAACCAGAGGAUCACAGCUGUCCGUAGGGUUUACCAGCGUGGUUGUGUGAACCCCAUGAUAAACAUAGAGCAGCUCUGGAGAGAUUAUAACAAAUACGAAGAGGGCAUCAAUAUUCACUUAGCCAAGAAGAUGAUCGAGGACAGGAGUAGAGAUUAUAUGAAUGCACGACGUGUGGCAAAGGAGUAUGAGACAGUGAUGAAGGGGCUGGACCGCAACGCUCCCUCCGUGCCCCCACAAAACACUCCCCAGGAGGCUCAGCAGGUGGACAUGUGGAAGAAGUACAUCCAGUGGGAAAAGAGCAACCCUCUGAGAACAGAAGAUCAAACUCUCAUAACAAAAAGAGUGAUGUUUGCCUAUGAGCAGUGUCUCUUGGUGCUGGGCCAUCACCCAGACAUCUGGUAUGAAGCAGCUCAGUACCUGGAGCAGUCCAGCAAGCUGCUGGCUGAGAAAGGGGACAUGAACAAUGCUAAACUUUUCAGUGAUGAGGCUGCUAAUAUUUAUGAAAGAGCGAUCAGCACUUUAUUAAAGAAGAAUAUGCUUCUUUAUUUUGCAUAUGCAGAUUAUGAAGAGAGCCGUAUGAAGUAUGAGAAGGUGCACAGCAUCUACAACCGGCUCCUGGCCAUCGAGGACAUCGAUCCCACACUGGUUUAUAUCCAGUACAUGAAAUUUGCCAGGCGAGCAGAAGGCAUUAAAUCCGGAAGGACGAUAUUUAAGAAAGCAAGAGAGGAUGCCCGGACCCGCCACCAUGUCUAUGUUACUGCAGCUUUAAUGGAGUAUUAUUGUAGUAAGGAUAAGUCUGUGGCCUUUAAGAUUUUUGAGCUAGGGCUGAAAAAAUAUGGGGACAUUCCAGAAUAUGUACUGGCAUAUAUCGACUACCUUUCCCACCUUAAUGAGGACAACAAUACAAGAGUUUUGUUUGAACGUGUUUUAACUUCAGGGAGCCUUCCGCCUGAGAAAUCUGGGGAAAUCUGGGCUCGGUUUUUAGCCUUUGAAAGUAACAUUGGGGAUCUGGCCAGCAUCCUGAAAGUGGAAAAACGGAGGUUUACAGCAUUCAAGGAAGAAUAUGAGGGCAAAGAAACAGCUCUGCUGGUGGACAGGUACAAGUUCAUGGAUCUGUACCCUUGCUCUGCCAGUGAGCUGAAGGCCCUUGGUUAUAAGGAUGUCUCCCGUGCCAAGCUAGCAGCAAUAAUUCCAGACCCUGUGGUUGCACCUUCCAUCGUGCCUGUCCUCAAGGAUGAAGUCGACAGGAAACCUGAAUAUCCCAAACCAGACACUCAGCAGAUGAUUCCAUUUCAGCCAAGGCACUUAGCACCUCCAGGUUUACAUCCUGUCCCGGGCGGGGUAUUUCCUGUUCCACCAGCAGCUGUAGUUCUCAUGAAGCUCCUACCACCUCCUAUUUGUUUUCAGGGUCCCUUUGUUCAAGUGGAUGAGCUCAUGGAGAUAUUCAGAAGAUGCAAACUGCCAGACACUGUCGAUGAAGCUGUACGGAUAAUCACGGGCGGCCUGCCUGAAAUAGCUGUGGAAGGCAAUGGACCUGUGGAAAACAACACCAUUCUCAACAAGGCUGUGAAGAGAUCACAUGAGGAUUCUGAUGAUGAUGAGGAGAAAGGAUCUGUAGUUCCCCCUGUACAUGACAUUUACAGAGCACGACAGCAAAAGAGAAUCCGGUGAAACAAGUUUGGAGUUCUGCUGUGACAGACAAAGACUUGCAUUGAAUCAGUCUCUUAAAAGUCAAGCAUUUGAAAAGGACAGCUGCAAACAAAAAAAUCCUUGGAAAUGGUUUUGUUACUGUGGUGCCUCUUCUCCCAUAUGGUUCUUGAUCUGAAAACAGCCCGAACAACCUUAGAAUGUGCUCUGAACAAAACUCGGUUUUCAAAACCAAAAGUGCAAAAUGUCAAAACUGUAUUUUGUUCUUCGAGGGUGUACACAUCUACCACUUGAACUCUUGUGGGUUUUCAACAGUUUUAUUUUAAAAACUGGAUGGCUUAUACUUGUGAAGCAUUUUUAAUUCACAUUUUCUGGAAAACAGUUGUUCUCAGUUUGUUCAUGUAGUGUCCUGCCUUAUUGUUCGUUUUUAUUUAUGGCAGAAUGUAAGGAAUCUGUUUUGUAGUUGAAAAUUAAAAAAAAAACCCAACCAAACAACAACAAAAAACAUUCCUUUAAAAUAAAAGGAUAUCCAUAACA
This is a messenger RNA of Catharus ustulatus (Swainson's thrush), 2495 nucleotides long. It is a transcript of the gene CSTF3, whose product is annotated as cleavage stimulation factor subunit 3. The coding region runs from base 105 to 1982 and encodes 625 amino acids. Lineage: Eukaryota; Metazoa; Chordata; Aves; Passeriformes; Turdidae. Gene Ontology annotation, molecular function: protein binding; mRNA binding. The transcript has 19 exons. The record is from RefSeq and is a predicted model, not a curated record. Gene Ontology annotation, cellular component: nucleus. Gene Ontology annotation, biological process: mRNA 3'-end processing.